AAAAAAAAAAAAAAAGAAACCAGUCUUUCGAGCACUAAACAAUACAUAUUGAAAAAUAUUUCGAACUAAUAUCGAAAUGAUUAACGUAAGAAAACGAUUACGCGUUAACUAUUACGUGUCAAAUUGGGAACUCAAUGAUCUCGUUCGAGUUUAUUCAGUCGAGACCAAUAAGUUCAUAACGAGUAAAUAAUAAAAUCAAAAGUAACAGGUAAUAAGGCCUAGUUAUCUAUUUACGAAUGAGUAAAUAAUAAGAGAAAAAAAAGCGAAAUGGAGACAGAAAGACAGACAGGCAGAGGAAAAGAGAGAGAGAGAGAGAGAGAGAAAAGAUAGGAAAAGGAAACAAAAAGAAAAGAAAAAGAAAAGGAAAUGAAAAAUGGAAAAAUCGAUUGGGUAUCGGUUGUCAAGCGAAGCAGGGAGAGCUAGGGCAUGAACGUAGACCCUUCUACCUCUCUCCCUCUCCUUCUCUCUCUCUCUCUCUCUCGUCCUCCUCCUGUCGAUCGUCCUUGCGUUUAGAGCCGAGCAGUACACACACACACACACGCAAUCGGUGACUCUCUUUCCAUCUUAACAUGCCGUUUUGCGUGCGAGUAUGCGUGUCUGGUGAUGAGGAGGAGGAGAAGAAGGAGGAAAAGGAGGAAAGAGGAGGUAAAGGAGGAGGAGGAGGAGGAGGAGGAGGAGGAGAAAGAGGAAGAAAAAAAGAUCGAUCCUCUCGGCCGUGGUGGAACUGCCCGUGUGUAGGAUCGACGUGCCGUGAGCGAACUCGCGGAGCGAGACCGCGAAGUAUAGAGUGGGAGAUACGAAGGUAUAAAACCGAUCUGGUGGUCUCCUGCCAGCCAGUCCAAAGGCCAGAUGCGACGGCGGCUCUAGUCGCACGCGUGCGAGAGAGACGAUCACGAAACGGCGUGCGGAACUCAUAUAUAUACAUAUAUAAAUAUAUAUAUAUACAUAUAUAUAUAUAUAUAUAUAUAUAUCUGUUUAUCUAUCUAUAUAUAGAAACACACGGAUAUAUAUAUAUAUAUAUAGAUAUAUAUAUAUAUAGAUAUAAAAAGAAAAAAAGAUUCGCACGUGAUUCGAACGCUAGGAUCAACAACCCCCGCCCCCUUCAAAACUUUAUCCUCUUUUGCAUUUUUCUUUCGUGAAUCCGUGCACGAUUUUCUAAAAAGAAACAAAGGAGAGAAACAAAAAGGGAAAUCGUAAAAAAGAAAAACAAAAAAUUAAAAAAAAGAAAAAAAAAAAAAAGCAUCCGAAAAGAUAAACCCAAGCCAAGGAGGAACUCACCUGUUGAUAUUCUACGUAGAAACACGCAAGUAGAGAGAAAGGAAUAGGACUCGUUUGUUCUGCUCUCAGCUCGUAUUAUAACCGAGGGAGAGAAAGGACGUACCGGCAGAUAUUAUCUUAUCUGUUACUCUAAUACGAGGUCAAAGUUCCUAUAUUCUUGCGAAGGGUUCUAAACUUAAGAAUCAGGCGAUUGGUUAAAGAAAGAAAGAAAGUAAGAAAGAGAGAGAGAGAGAGAGAGAGAGAGAGAGAGAGAGAGAGAAAGAUAGGAUAGUCGUCACGAAGCACGUGAUAAAUUUUUCGAAGAUGAUCUUUGUGGGGUUUCUUGUGGAAUCCAUGAUAAAUUAAAGGAACAAGAAAAGAAAUAGAGAAAUAGAGAGAGAGAGAGAGAGAGAAAUAUUAUAAAUAAAAAAUAAUUGAAACUUGGAAGAGAGCAGCAUCUAAAUAAGACAAUAAUAUUCGAUCGAUCGAAGCUAAACGAAUGAUGAAGAUCAUCGAAGAGUCAACGACCUUUACUAAUAACGAACAGGAGAAGAGUGUUCUGUCCAAUUGUUUUCACGAGGAAUCGACACCCCACGGCAUGUCAGGGAUUCAAAUAAACGUCGAAGAGGCAUCUAACGAUGGACAAAAGGACGUUGUUAGACACAUCGAGACGACGGCGGUGGCAACGGAUAGCCCGCUUUCCUGGCACAUCCCAAGGCCGUCCUUAGGAUGUCCCAAGGCUGGACGAAUCGAAAAAGAUAGCGAGAAUGGAAGCUGGGCACAUCAUCACCACCACCAUCAUCAUCAUCAUCAUUUGCAUCCUGAUUCUCCAUCGAGAGGAUCAACUUCGUCUCAGGGAUCCACCGCUAGUACACACAGCGCAGCAUCGGGAACAUUGCUUCUUACAGCCGCAAAUUUGGCCAAUCUCGCUGCGAUGCAUCCACCAACGGUAACAACGCCGAAACAGAUGGAUACAGCAUCGGUGGCAAGCAGUACGCAUUUUACGGUCGUGAACGGCCUCGGAAGACCGACCACCGUCUACAGGAAGUCCUGGUGUGCGAGGAAUCAGCUCACCGUACUUGUCUGCACGAUGAGCUUCCUCUUCAUGGUCGGCCUCCUAGCGGGGAUCCUCUUCAUGGAAAUGAGGGCCCGCGACAAGUACAAUUAGGCCGAGAUCGAGAAAUCGAGAGAAGAGAGCGAACGUGUCUUUGGUCGUCGUGAAAGCAUGCAUGCAUGCAUGCAUACAUAUAUACGUCGUGGUAAGAUCGAACUUUCAAGGAGAGAAGUAAAACAAAAAAAAAAAAGAAAAAAAGAAGAAGAAGAAGAAGAAGAGGAAGAGCAACAACAUAGAAGGAUCCUUUCGAUGAUAAUCGAAUACGACUUGCUACGAGUCACGACGAGUUACUCUGUUAACUUCGUAUUUAUAUAAGCGCGAGUCUUGUAAAUCGCGUUUUUAAUGAGUUAAGACCAUUCGCGGUAGAGAUAGAAUUUUAAGGCUGUAUUGCACCCUGUCAAAAGUGCGGUACGUGAAUUCCAGUAAUUACAUUUGUGUAAUGAGCGACCGUUUCAAGUGAGCGAACGCGGCUGAUAGCAUAACAAGAUCCUCGCGUUAUGAACACUUGUAUUAUAAUUUAUGCUGUUGACUAACGAAAACCUCUAGAUCGUCGUCCGAAUCUCAAUGUUUACGAAAUACGAUCCAGAAUUAUGUAGGACAACGAAAAAUAUCAAUUAAGAUCGUAGAUUAUUAUUUCUUUUUUCUCUCUCUCUCUCUCUCUCUCUCUUUCUUGAUUUCUAAUUGUUGAUUAACACGGUUCUCGAGCGAUUUAACGUUCACUGUAAAUCGCGUUCGAUGUCCUAACUAAAUCGACCGAUAAAGAUCGUCUUUGAUCUUUAGAAAUUUUACAGGCAGCUUAAAAAUAUCUAUAAAAUGAGACGACGACAUAGAAUAUAUUAACUAUUAGGAACCGUAAUUUAAUUUUUACUAACACGAAACGCCUAAAAUCAAACCUGGAUUAUUCCGUCGUGGUGUCGUUCCAGGAUUCAAUAUUUUGGAAAAGAAAUGAAGGGCGAUCGCGUCGAUCGCACUUCACGACUGUGAUAUUACUUGCGUAUUAAUUAAUCGUCGAUUCAACAAGAAACUGUCGAAAUCUA
Molecule: messenger RNA, 3408 nt
Organism: Vespa crabro (European hornet)
Lineage: Eukaryota; Metazoa; Arthropoda; Insecta; Hymenoptera; Vespidae
Product: TSC22 domain family protein 1
Exons: 4
Coding region: 1757-2425 (222 amino acids)
Source: RefSeq, a predicted model, not a curated record